AUGGAGCGCCGCUGCGACAAGGACGCUCGAUUCGGCAACCUCUACCGCAGCUUCAUGAAGGACUACGAAGACCUGCAACACAUGGAAGCUGUAACCACAUCAUCACAACAAGAAGAUACUGCAAGGUGCUACUUACCGCAUCACGGAGUGUUGCGAGAAACGAGCACCACCACUAAGCUCAGGGUCGUGUUCAACGGCUCACAGCUCACGACCUCGGGCACCUCACUCAACACCAGUCUGCUGACUGGUGCCAACCUCUUGCCAGUUCUCGCUGACGUACUCCUGCGCUGGCGCUGGCACCGUUACGUCUUCUUGGCGGACAUUGAGAAAAUGUACCGCCAAAUUCUUGUUCAUCCAGACGACCGCGAUUAUCAGCGGAUACUUUGGCGGCACCGUGCCGUUGACGACAUCCGCGAAUACCGCUUGCGAACGGUCACGUAUGGCUUGGCGUGCGCGCCAUUCCUUGUCAUACGGACCUUGCACCAGCUCGCCGACGAAGGUCACCGAUUUCCGCAAGGAGCUGUCGCGCUGCGCCGCGAUACUUACGUGGACGACGUCGUGACCGGCACGAGCACCCUCUCGGAGGCCACCGCAGCGCAACGGAAGCUCCGCAGCCUCUGCAUGGCGGGCGGGUUUCCUCUUCGGAAAUGGGCGGCCAACCACCUCAGCAUCCUGGACGGCGUUCCGCACGAGCACCGGCUGACCCACUCAUCUCACUCGUGGUCACACGAGAGUCACACAACACUGGGUCUUCACUGGCACCCGGCCAGUGAUCACUUCACAUUUUCCCAACCAACACGUCACUUCGACGAACUAACAAAACGGCGUGUCCUGUCGGAAACCGCACGAAUGUUCGAUCCUCUCGGCUGGAUCACCCCGAAGAUCGACUGGGACACUCCACUUCCAUCAUCGGACACGCUCGCUUGGAGGAACCUGCUCUCGCAACUUCCGCGUCUCAACGAGAUAAAGGUAUCUCGUUGGCUCGGCAGCGACGGUCCGCACUCACACGUCGAACUACACGGAUUCGCCGACGCAUCGGAGCGAGGGUACGCCGCCGUGGUGUACCUCCGCUCCUCCACUGGAAGGGGCGCCACACUCCACCUGCUGACCGCUAAGGGCAAGGUCGCGCCCGUGAAGCCCAUGUCCUUGCCGAGACUCGAGCUAUGCGCGGCCGCCCUCUUGACGAACCUCGUCGUCCACACGCGCACUCUGCUAAGUUUGUCCUCAGCUCCAGUCUUCCUUUGGUCGGACUCCAGGGUCACUCUUCACUGGAUCCACGGACACGCCUCCCGCUGGAAGACCUACGUGGUCAACAGAGUGUCGCUGAUCCAGGAGCGGUUACCCGAGGCGCGAUGGCGACAUGUGCCGGGCAAGGACAACCCAGCUGACUGCGCCUCCCGAGGAGUUCUGCCUAGCGACCUGGUCGGUCAUCCUCUGUGGUGGACGGGACCAUCCUGGCUUUUAGAGGACCAAGCAAGGUGGCCGAACAACGACGGCGCCCUGCUGAACGCUGCUGUGCCGGAGCAAAGAGCCGUUACUCUCAGCGGCUGUCAAGGACGUCUCCGAGUCGGCCUUUCUGCUCCGUUUCUCGUCAUUGCACCGACUGCUCAGAGUGACAGCCUGACUCUGCACUUCCUCGGCGAGAUCACAGCACUCAGCAAAGGACGCGCCUUGCCACCCAGAAGUCCUCUCACCAAGCUGAGUCCGUUCCUCGACGACAGCGGUGUAAUGCGAGUCGGAGGACGACUGAAGAACGCCAUCCUGUCUCACGACGAGCGGCAUCUCAUCAUCAUCCCACCGGAGUCAAGGUUGACUCACUUGAUGGUGGACUCCUGCCACCGGCGGACCCUGCACGGAGGAGUGCAGCUCACCCUCGGGUUGCUUCGUCAACGAGUUUGGAUCCCACGUGGUCGAGCAGUCGUCAAGCGGGCGAUCCACCGAUGCGUCACCUGCACGCGGUGGAGAGCCGCCGCACCGCAACCACUCAUGGGCAAUCUACCACGGGAACGAGUGACUCCUGCACGCCCGUUCCUGCGCACCGGGGUCGACUACGCCGGCCCUAUCCUCAUUCGGGCUAGCAAGGGACGAGGCCACAAGGCAUUCAAGGGCUUCAUCGCAGUUUUCGUCUGCCUCAGCAUCAAGGCGGUCCAUCUGAAGGCAGUCACGGACUACACGGCCGAGGCGUUCCUAGCUGCCUUCCGCCGCUUCGUUUCCCGGCGAGGCCUCUGCAGCGACGUCUUCUCCGACUGCGGCACGAACUUCGUCGGAGCUGACCGUGAGCUGCGGGAGCUGUUCCGCUUUCUCUUCCGACGGCCGUCGGAUAAUUCACGCAACAGCUUCCGACGGCGUGAGAUGGAGGUUCAACCCCCCCCGCAGCACUUCGGCGGACUGUGGGAGGCCGCCGUCAAAUCCACCAAACACCACCUCCGAAGGGUCAUCGGCGAAGCCACCCUCACUUACGAGGAAAUGGCGAUCCUCGUCACUCAGGUGGAGGCGUGCCUAAAUUCGCGUCCGUUGCAGCCGCUGACGGACGAUCCCGACGAUCUGGCGGCGCUAACCCCAGGGCACUUCAUCAUCGGCGCCCCCCUCGUGGCCGUUCCUGAGCCGUCACUCACGUCCGAGAAGGACAACGCUCUAUCGCGGUGGCGGCUUCUUCAAAAAAUGCGCGACCACUUUUGGGAACGGUGGACGCGCGAGUACCUCAGCACUUUGGCGUCACGACCAAAGUGGACCAAGGACGAAGCCGGCCCUAGCAUCGGCGAUCUGUGCCUGCUGCGAUCGGAGAUCACGCCUCCGACGAGAUGGCCGCUCGCCCGCAUCACGGCACUGCACGACGGAAUCAUACGCGUCAUCACCGUCCGCACCGCAUCUUCAGAGUUCACUCGACCACUCGCGAAGAUCAUCGUCCUGCCAGGAGACAACGCCAGGGCAGACUCAUCACAACCGGAUUCGUGA
Camponotus floridanus (Florida carpenter ant) is the source of this 2955-nucleotide messenger RNA. RefSeq lists its product as uncharacterized. NCBI's taxonomy places the organism in Eukaryota, Metazoa, Arthropoda, Insecta, Hymenoptera, Formicidae. The transcript is spliced from 3 exons. Gene Ontology annotation, molecular function: nucleic acid binding. The record is from RefSeq and is a predicted model, not a curated record. The coding region runs from base 1 to 2955 and encodes 984 amino acids.